Messenger RNA from Giardia duodenalis, 2220 nucleotides. RefSeq names its product Ankyrin repeat protein 1. The record is from RefSeq and is a predicted model, not a curated record. The transcript has a single exon. Bases 1 to 2220 code for a protein of 739 amino acids. Lineage: Eukaryota; Fornicata; Diplomonadida; Hexamitidae. Gene Ontology annotation, molecular function: protein binding.
AUGCCCGACGACUCGCAAUACAAGCGAAACCUCGACGCCUGGUUUGAGGCGGCGCGGUCCGGAGAGAUCAAGUUCACCGUUGUCCAUUGCAAGCAGUACCAGGGGGCCGUGCUCCCGGACGGGCCCGGGCUCACGGCGCUACACCUUGCAGCCCAGGGCGGCCACACAGGCACGGUCAAGUACCUUCUCCCGUACGAGAAGGACAUCCGGAGCGACACAGGCUGGACCGCCCUCAUGUCGGCGGCCAUGCACGGCCACGAUGCGGCGGUCUCAGCCCUCGCGCCCUACCAGGCUGGGAGGCAGCUUUCCGCCGCGGCCUUCGGGUACCCAGCUGGUGCGACGGCCAUUGAGAUCGCCGCCUCCCGCGGCCACCUCUCGACCACGAAGGCACUCCUGGCGUUCGACCAGGAGCGGCCGUACCUCGCCGAGCCCCUUCUCGCCGCCCUCGAUCUGAACGAGCCGGCCCUGAGGGCCCACGUGGCCGCAGGCGCCCAGACCCGGGACUGCCUGGGCCGCACACCCCUCCACUAUGCCGCCCUCUCUCCGCGAGACCCCACCGUCUCGGUAACGCUCCUCGCCGACCUCUACCGCGGAACACGGGAUGCGUCGGGGAAGACGCCCCUCAUGCUUGCCGCAGAGUUCGGGCGCGCAGACGCCGUCCGAGUGCUGAUUGAAAGGACGCCCGAGGACGUCGGCGCGGCGAUCCCCGACAACCCGAGCUGCGGCGACCACGAGGGCUCGACCGCCCUGAUCCUCGCAGCAGACGCAGGCCACCUCGCGUGCGUGAAGCACCUCAUCGACGCCGAAAAUGCCCAGCCCAACAAGACCGGAACAACUGCGAUGAUGUUCGCCGCACACCGGGGCUUCCUCGAGAUUGUCGGGGCCCUCGCGCCCUUCGAGGCCAACCUCCAGAGCACGGCGCCUCUCGGCCACUCCCCCGGGAAGGCCACUGCGCUCCAGCACGCAGCCCUGGCCGGCCACGCGCCUAUCGUCGGGCUCCUCGCUCCCCUCGAGCACGGGCUCCGGAACGAUGCAGGCCAGUCUGCAUACGACAUCGCCGUCCAGCACGGCCACCGGCAAUGCCAGGAGAUUCUGCAGGUCUACGAGGACGAGGUCGAGCCGUGCAUCGUCACCGCCCUCAUCCUCGACAGCCGGAGCGAGGAGUUCAACCUGGUCACCGACAAGCCCCUUACCGAGGCGAUCCAGCGCCUUGCAGAUCUCCUCGGCGUGCGUGACUCGGACAGCUUCUUCCAGGCGAUCGAGGACAUCCUCUCCCAGGGAGAUGCGAUCCGCGAGCUUGAGAAGCUCCGGGUCGAGCUCCAGGUCGUGGCUCAGGAGCGCGAUGACCUUCGUGCAAAGGUGGACGAGCAGGCGGCGGCGAUUCGCGAGAUGAAGGGCCAUCUGUACGACAUGUCCGAGCUCGAGAAGAAGGUUGCCGCCGCAGAGGCGAGGUAUGCAGAGAAGGUCCGCGACACCCAGGCGAUGGAGGAGGAGGUCGAGGAGGUCAAGGCCGCCGCCCGCCAGGAAGUCGAGGCCGCGCGGGGCGAGGUCGAGCUCAUGAAUGCACACGUCCGCGAGCUCGAGAAGCACAUCACAGACCUCCAGAACAGCGACGACUCCGUCCUGGGGCAGCUGAUAACGGCCCAGGAGCGCGUCAAAGAGCUCGAGGGAGAGCUGGCCCGGGCCGAAGCCGCGGGAGGCAACGCGGCGCGCGAGCUGGACGAGACGCGCCGCGAGCUCGACGCCCUGAGCGCAGAGCACGAGGACGCAAAGAAGCUCCUCGAGGAGAUGGAGGAGAUGCAGCGCAACCUUCUCGGGAUGCAGGAGGCGAUGGAGCAGUUCGAGGCCGAGGGCAUCACGGUCGAGCGCUACGCAGACCUUCGCGCAGAAGUCGAGGCCCUGCGCGAGCGGCUCUUCGACAAGUCGCGCAAGGUGACCGAGGCCAACUCCGUGAUUUCGAUGUUGAUCGACGACAUGUGGAUCUGCAACAAGCGUCUGAGCGACACGCUCAAGAAGGCCACCGAGUCCAGUAAGGCGCUUGAGGACGGCGACGCAGGCCCGCGGGGCUCCCAGCACUUUGCGAUGCCAGACCUCAUCGACGAGAUGUCGAACCUCAUCCGCAGCGGCUCCCUCGGGCGGUCGGCGGUCGGGGGAGACCUGGGGCUCGGAGAGCUGGACCGCGAGGCCCACGCAGGGCCGGCGAGGUUCAGCUACCUGUAG